Messenger RNA from Trypanosoma cruzi, 1263 nucleotides. RefSeq lists its product as uncharacterized. Lineage: Eukaryota; Euglenozoa; Kinetoplastea; Trypanosomatida; Trypanosomatidae. The record is from RefSeq and is a predicted model, not a curated record. The annotation marks the transcript as partial. The transcript has a single exon.
GAUUUCGCGAGCUCUUGCCCACACGGGUGCUGCACUCGGCUGAUCGUUUUCGAGCGGCCGCUGCAUCACACGUUGUGGUCCAAAUUUUUGUUUCCGAUUGUGAAUGGUGGGAGUCAGAGACACUCUCUGUCAAUAUCUGUUUGCGUGUUCACACACUGGACACCAAACAACCCUGAACUAUCCGCUGCUUGGAGGAAUUUCGCGAGCUCUUGCCCACACGGGUGCUGCACUAGGCUGAUCGUUUUCGAGCGGCCGCUGCAUCACACGUUGUGGUCCAAAUUUUUGUUUCCGAUUGUGAAUGGUGGGAGUCAGAGACACUCUCUGUCAAUAUCUGUUUGCGUGUUCACACACUGGACACCAAACAACCCUGAACUAUCCGCUGCUUGGAGGAUUUUCGCGAGCUCUUGCCCACACGGGUGCUGCACUCGGCUGAUCGUUUUCGAGCGGCCGCUGCAUCACACGUUGUGGUCCAAAUUUUUGUUUCCAAUUAUGAAUGGUGGGAGUCAGAGGCACUCUCUGUCAAUAUCUGUUUGCGUGUUCAUACACUGGACACCAAACAACCCUGAACUAUCCGCUGCUUGGAGGAAUUUCGCGAGCUCUUGCCCACACGGGUGCUGCACUAGGCUGAUCGUUUUCGAGCGGCUGCUGCAUCACACGUUGUGGUCCAAAUUUUUGUUUCCAAUUAUGAAUGGUGGGAGUCAGAGACACUCUCUGUCAAUAUCUGUUUGCGUGUUCACACACUGGACACCAAACAACCCUGAACUAUCCGCUGCUUGGAGGAAUUUCGCGAGCUCUUCCCCACACGGGUGCUGCACUCGGCUGAUCGUUUUCGAGCGGCUGCUGCAUCACACGUUGUGGUCCAAAUUUUUGUUUCCGAUUGUGAAUGGUGGGAGUCAGAGGCACUCUCUGUCAAUAUCUGUUUGCGUGUUCACACACUGGACACCAAACAACCCUGAACUAUCCGCUGCUUGGAGGAAUUUCGCGAGCUCUUGCCCACACGGGUGCUGCACUCGGCUGAUCGUUUUCGAGCGGCCGCUGCAUCACACGUUGUGGUCCAAGUUUUUGUUUCCGAUUAUGAAUGGUGGGAGUCAGAGACACUCUCUGUCAAUAUCUGUUUGCGUGUUCACACACUGGACACCAAACAACCCUGAACUAUCCGCUGCUUGGAGGAUUUUCGCGAGCUCUUGCCCACACGGGUGCUGCACUCGGCUGAUCGUUUUCGAGCGGCUGCUGCAUCAAACUUUGUGGAAUAGCAUGGCCUAA